GUGGAAGGUGGAAAGGGAACGGUGCAACCACUCUGUCGGGUCGCGGCAGUCGGGAACAGCGAGUGCUCGCGCUUGGACUUCAGUGUCGGAGCAACUGGUCCACGUCGUAAAGUCGCGACUAAAAAGCAUACCAAAGGAAUGUAAUCUCCAUACGAAUGACUGAUUCUCUACCCGUGUACGACGCGCUUCAAUACAAACUCUCAAUUGCCCACGUGACCACGGGACAAGCGCGUAUCGGCUGCUUUUAAAGCGCCUGAAGAGGCCGAGGACCAGUCUUUUGUAAUCGAUGGGUUGAGAACGCGAAAUUCGUGCUUUUCAGCUUUCUUCUCUUUUCGUAACCAAGGUGUAUUAGCUUACCGAUGAGCCAUGCUGAAGGUAGUAGGAGCCUCCUGGCUGCAGACACGCAUUUCUACUUACAUCCUGAUCGCCGUAGCUCUGCUGGGAAUUGGAGCUAUCAUUCUCGGCGAGUUCGGACACAGUGUUGAACAAGAUGGUACUUAUUCAGCAACCGUAUCAUGGAAUCACAAAGGAGGAUACCGCAUUGAAUUUUGGGGACAAGGCAAUGAUUUAGCUGCCGUGGCGAUGCACGCUGCACGCGCUUAUUAUAAAACUGGAAUUUUCGAAAACGGGUGGUCUUACAUCGAAAUAGAAACAUCGUCAAAAUACCCAGACACAGUGCAAGCAUACGCCGCCGGUCUUUUAGAAGGCAGCCUCACUUGGCAGUUGAUCCAUCAUCAUUGGUACAACACCAUCAGAACCGAGUGCGAAGCGAAACCUGUCGAGUGCCGAAAGUUAAGGCGGUAUCUUCGAGACAACACCGCUGUUAUCCGCGAACGCGCCGAACUGUUGGAAUCUACGGAUCCUUUUUGGCAUAUGGUACGAUUGUUUUACACGCAACUGGACGGACUGGAAGCUGGCUGGAAAUUCGCUGUACGCCGCAGCCGCGUAUCGGUGUCGAUGGAAUCGGAAGAUUUCCUUUGGCUGGCCCUAGCUUCCGACAUACCCGGCUUUCAACAAGUGUUCAAUAUUUCAGACAUUCCUAUGAGUUCCAUGAUCUAUUUCAAAUCACUCCCGAGAGACGAUUCUGAACCGCUAAUCGCGAUUGGUCAUAACACCGCUGCACCAUACACAAAAAUGCUGAGACUCGUCAAGAAAUACACGUUCGGUUAUCACGUGUUACCAUUGUUGAAAACUUCUGCAUUGACUCCCAGCCGAUCGAUAGUAAUGUCAUCCUAUCCAGGAGCGUUAUCAUCGGCGGAUGAAUUUUAUUUUAUACGCGGUGAAAAUCGUGAAUUGAUCGUUACCGGAACAUCGUUACUCGCAACGAAUCGCAGCGAGUGGAGCUUCUUACAUCCAAAAGAUCAUGUGAUGCUAUCCGUGAGAUUAAUGACGGCGAAUCGUUUAGCAACAAACGGUCAAUCUUGGUUUGACAAUAUAUCUCAUCAAAAUGGCGGUGCUUCCGCGUUACAAUGGAUCGUCUUUGAGCCACGUUCCACGACCAUGUUGUUGGUAGAACAAUUGCCAAGCGUUACCGUCGCCAUGAAUUACACGGAGGAAUUCAAGAAAGCCGGUUAUAUAUCUUACUUAGGUACAUCGAAUUUUCAAAACGUCAACGAUAUCGUACGACCUGCCAAAAAAGAUAUAAGCUCCUGGAGAGCACGUUUGUCGCGUUUGCAAGAUAAUGUCACCACAUUUGACCAAUUUCGGAACAUGAUGCGUGGGUGCAGCCAGGAAGAUUGCACUGCCGAGAAUCAGAAUUCAAAAUUCGAUCCACUGCAGGAAUUGACCUAUCGCGGAGAUCUGGAAGACGAACCGUUACCGUACGGUAUUAUAGAUACGAAAAUUUUGGCCAUCGACGCCGAUGCUUUGGAAACAUUCGAAACUACUUCGGGACCCGCUACGUCGCAAUCGCGAACGCCUUUCAAAUGGUCUGAAAGAUUUCCCAAUAUCUCGCAUAUAGGACACCCAGAUACCUUCAAUUUCGAAAGUGUCACACCUAAGUGGGUUUGGGUUUGAUUAAUGUAAUUAACAAUUAACAUAUUAUUAAACUGUACUUAUAAUCUUAUAAGCCAUAUAUCGAAUUUCUAUUAAUAUUUUAAAGAAUCUAUACGACGGCGAAGUCAAUUCCUUGCACAUUGGAUUUCACAUUUUUUUUAGAGAAAAUGCUCGAUAUCGGUGUUUAAACGUAAUCAUUUUGUCUAUUUUUAAAGCUGGCUCAUAUGUUAGCCACCUGUGGUAAAAUUUGUAUGAAAUAAAAUAAAAAUAUAACAAUUUC
Molecule: messenger RNA, 2275 nt
Organism: Hylaeus anthracinus
Lineage: Eukaryota; Metazoa; Arthropoda; Insecta; Hymenoptera; Colletidae
Gene: lama
Product: putative phospholipase B-like lamina ancestor
Exons: 7
Coding region: 367-2016 (549 amino acids)
Biological process (GO): phospholipid catabolic process
Cellular component (GO): extracellular region
Molecular function (GO): glycerophospholipase activity
Source: RefSeq, a predicted model, not a curated record